GAGAGGACCUCUCGGAUGUCUCUCCCUGAGUGGACGGGCCGCAGUGCACCUGAGAAGGGCUGAGGAGCCAACUGCAAGGCGUAUCCCUGCAGGCUCAGCGCAUGACCCAGGCCCAAUCUACACCUAGAUUCUGAAUACACCAGCCUUGGACUGGACUGAUGGGGCUCAGGAUCGCCCAGGACUUUAGGAAGAAGCAAAAGCUUAGAACACCACAGUGGGCACAGGAAUUGCAGCUGCUGAAUGCUUCUCCCUAUGGCUGCAGACCUGGAGCCUUUAUAAAGUGAGCAAGCACACCGUCCUGUCCAGUCUCAGCUGGGAAGGCAGCCAGCCAUGAGGGUCUACUACCUUCUCUUUGAGUUCGUCUUCUUGUUCUUGCUGCCUGUUCCAGGCAAUGGCGGAAUCAUAAGCUGGUUACAAAGGUAUUACUGUAAAAGAAGAAGUGGCCGGUGUGCUCUGAUCGGCUGCCUUCCAAGGGAGGAACAGAUAGGCCACUGUUCCCUGAGUGGCCGAAUAUGCUGCCGGAAGAAGAAAUCAAAAGUCCAGAAACACGAGGAGAAUGUUACAUAGUGUGAAAAUGCCUCCUUGAAGACUCCAGAAGCCAA
Cervus elaphus (red deer) is the source of this 602-nucleotide messenger RNA. RefSeq names its product beta-defensin 103A-like. The record is from RefSeq and is a predicted model, not a curated record. Lineage: Eukaryota; Metazoa; Chordata; Mammalia; Artiodactyla; Cervidae. Gene Ontology annotation, cellular component: extracellular region. Gene Ontology annotation, molecular function: chemoattractant activity; CCR6 chemokine receptor binding. Bases 331 to 567 code for a protein of 78 amino acids. Gene Ontology annotation, biological process: cell chemotaxis; defense response to bacterium. The transcript has 4 exons.